Messenger RNA from Apiotrichum porosum, 579 nucleotides. RefSeq lists its product as uncharacterized. The transcript has 4 exons. The coding region runs from base 1 to 579 and encodes 192 amino acids. NCBI's taxonomy places the organism in Eukaryota, Fungi, Basidiomycota, Tremellomycetes, Trichosporonales, Trichosporonaceae. The record is from RefSeq and is a predicted model, not a curated record.
AUGACCACACCUUCUGCGGCCGCAGUGCCGUCUCUGGGGCCAUUUAUGCGUUAUGUUACAGGCCACGACCCGGUCACGGCUAAAGCAAUCCACAUUCGCUCGUCGCAAGUUGCGACAGAGCCGAUGCCGGGGUCCAAGCUCAAUGACAAGAUGAAAGUCCUGUUCACUACCACGAGGGUUCCCGCCGAGGACAAUUCGGUGACCAAUGCUGAGUGGAUCGAUCCCAUGGAGGAAGGUGCUACUUCGCUCGCGAAUGGCAGUGGUACUGUUCUCCGUGUCGUCGACUUCCCUCCUAAUGAGGGUGGAAUGCAGCACCGCACCUCCUCCAUCGACUACGGAAUCGUCCUGUACGGCCAAAUCGUUCAUACUCUCGACUCUGGUGAGAGGGUCACCCUCAACGCAGGUGACAUCAUGGUCCAGCGGGGCACCAUGCAUGGCUGGGACAACGAGACCGACGACUGGGCUCGCAUGCUUUUUGUGCUUACAGCUGCCAAGCCUGCCGUGAUCAAUGGACAGACUUUGGAACAGGGUGGCUUCAAGUCCUCAGAUGUUGCUACUCCCCGUCCCAGAGGAAAAUAG